AUGGGGCUGCUGCCGGCCGGUGCGGAGGCCCUCUGGGGCGCGCUGCUGCUGAUUGCCGGUGCGGUGCUCCUGUGUGAGGCUCUGCGCCGCGUGUCCCGGGCCUGGCUGCGAGGUUUGCCGCAGGAGCUGGCCCUGGAAGCCGUGUCCACCGCGCAGCUGUGCCUCUGUGUGCGGGAGCUGGCGCUGCUGGGAGCCGCCGGGGCCCUGGAGCCUUGGCAGGGCCUCUGCCUCACCUACCUGCAGACCGUGCUGCACUGCCUGACCGCCGGGGCGGACUGUAACCCCUGCGCCAGCCUGCUGCAGUGGCUGCGCGGGGAGGCCCUGGCCCGGGACACGCUGCUGCGGGUGGCGGCUCAGGUGUCGGGGGCCAAGGUGGCGAAACUGACGUCCCCCCUGCUGUGGGGUCUGAGGCUGUCCCCUCUGCACGCCGGACAGGGGCCCUGCCGGAGCCCGCUGACUGUGGGGCCCCUGGCUGGGUUCGGGGUGGAGAUGCUCUGCGCCCUGUGCCUGUACAUCCUGCUGCGGCAGCUGGGCCGGGUGCGGGAGGCCUACAGAGUGCAUGCGGUGGCCCUUCUCAUCACCGGCCUGGUCUGUGCAGGAGGGGGUCUGACCGGAGCCGUGUUCAAUCCGGCGCUCGCCUACUCGGUGCUGUUCCACUGUGACGGAAGCUCCUUCCUGCGGAACGUCUCCGUGUAUUGGCUCGGACCCGUCGUCGGUUUACUUCUCUCGAUCCUGUUGACCGACGGCUGCGUCCCGAAAUUCAGGCGGAAUCUGAAAGCCGAUGGCAAGAAAUCCCAGUAAUCGCCCCGUGGC
This is a messenger RNA of Spea bombifrons (plains spadefoot toad), 813 nucleotides long. It is a transcript of the gene AQP11, whose product is annotated as aquaporin 11. Lineage: Eukaryota; Metazoa; Chordata; Amphibia; Anura; Pelobatidae. Gene Ontology annotation, cellular component: cytoplasm; membrane. The record is from RefSeq and is a predicted model, not a curated record. The transcript has 3 exons. Gene Ontology annotation, biological process: transmembrane transport. Bases 1 to 801 code for a protein of 266 amino acids. Gene Ontology annotation, molecular function: channel activity.